AAGUUUCUAUUCCUGUCAGAUCUAAAGGAGACUAAACCCCAGCCUCUCCCAGACUGGUUAAACUGGUGUGUUUCCUUCUGUUGAACCUCAUUCCACCAAUCUCUCUGACUUCCUGCAGCUACAUCCAAACAUAUAUAAGUGUCUCUGAGCUCAGGUGGAGAACUUUCCAGGAGCACCUCUCACCGAGACGUUGGAGAAGCUUCAAAAUCCACAAACCUUCAAAGGGAUUCACACAGAAAACAGCUGAAACAUGAGUUCUACCGAGACUCUGGAGUCCAAACUGAAAGCCCUGCAGAGCCACUUCGCUUGGGAUCUGGAAGCUAGUCGGCAAAACUUGAUUUAUCUUAGGAACAUCCUGCAGGUCAUCGGCACUGAAGAGAGAAACUUCUGGCUGGGUCAUAUUUACAACCUGCAGGGGUUCAUCCAGUACAAGCUGGGCUCCACUGAAGAGGCCCUGAAGUUCUUCAACAAGGCCACUGAGACCUUCAAGCAGAUGAAAAAUACUGAUGAAGGUCCCUGGUUGAUGGUGAACUUUGGGAAUCUGGCCUGGAUGCACCAUCUUAUAGAUGAAGAUGAGAAGAGUCAAGAUUACCUCUCAAAGGUUGAUGCUCUGAUGAGGAAAUACCCAGCUCCACCUGAGGAAGAGCUCCACCCAGAGGUAUGUGCUGAGAAGGCCUGGACCCUGAUGAAGUUUGACAAAGAGAAGAAGCUGCAGGCUGCAGAGCUCUUCAAGAAAGCCAUCCAGAAGCAGCCGGACACCCUGGAGUGGCAGAGCAGCUCUGCAAUAUUAUCAGCACAAAAUCUAGAAGAAAACAUAAAGAAACUGUAUGCUGAGAGGUUGGAGGAACUUAGAUCUGCCAAAGAACGAGAUCCAGAUAACUUAUGUGUUGCUGCUCUUUAUCUAGAGGCACAAGCUGCUUCAAUUAAGCAUGAAGCGAGAGAAUUAGCUGAAAGGAUUCUAGAAAGGCCCAUGAAUAACUACUGUGGAAUCGUCCCACUACUAGAUCUUUACACUAAGCACAUUUCUGUAGAUGAAGCUGUUGAAAUAGCCAAGGAGGCCCUGAGGAGACAUCCUGAUUCACGUUAUACUAAAAGGUCUGCUGCAAAAUCUUACACAAGGAAGAUCUUUGCUCAGCGAAGCUAUCCUGAUCCCAGGAGGAUCGAUGAAGCAAUCCGUCUGUGGAAGGAAGUGAUUAAAGCUUAUCCUGAAUCGUCCCUAGAAGAAAAAAUGUGUCUAGCAGACUUAUAUGCAAAGGUUGACAUAGAAAAAGCUGAUCAGAUUUACAAAGAGCUGCUGGAACAAGAUGGUCUGGAUCCAGCAGGAAAACAGAUGCUUUACAACUGUUACGCAAGACAUUUAUUCUUCAUUAGAGACGAGAGUAAAAGUUCUGCUGAGUACCACAUGAAGGCAGCAGAGAUUAAGGAAGAAUCCAAGUACAGACAGAGCAGCAUCACAGAGCUGGAGAAGACUUCAGGAAGAAACGAAGACCCUGAAAUGUGCAGGGAAAUAAAGGAGUUUUUGACUAAACUGAAGGCUGAGCUAUCAGAACCAACACUGAAUCUGGAAUAAUUAUGUCUGUCUUUCACUGAACUAAGCUGCUUCACAUUAACAUAAAACAUAACUGGAAUAAAGUAAAUAUUAAAUGAAUUUGUUCAAGCAGCUCAGAGGUUUUGCUUCAUAUGCUGGAACGUUUUCUUGUCUGCUGUAAAAUUUUAAUUGUAACAGUAAUAAACACCUUUGGGUCUAACUGCCUUA
Messenger RNA from Girardinichthys multiradiatus, 1756 nucleotides. RefSeq names its product interferon-induced protein with tetratricopeptide repeats 5-like. The record is from RefSeq and is a predicted model, not a curated record. Gene Ontology annotation, biological process: defense response to virus. Bases 251 to 1570 code for a protein of 439 amino acids. The transcript has 2 exons. Gene Ontology annotation, molecular function: protein binding. Gene Ontology annotation, cellular component: cytosol. NCBI's taxonomy places the organism in Eukaryota, Metazoa, Chordata, Actinopteri, Cyprinodontiformes, Goodeidae.